AUGGCCGAUAUAAUCGGAGGUUUCUUCAAGGCCGCGAGCUCAGUCUCGAGUAUCGCCAGCGCUGCUCCCUCAGACGACGACUUUGCCGAGUUCGCUUCACCAUCUCCAGCGACACCAUCUCCCGUCGCCGAGUCCGCUGCCUCAAUCUCCCCCCUCUCAUUUGCAUCUAGCAGCACACCCUUCGGCACACCCGGCUUACCUACCAGCCAGUGGUACGAAGUCUGGGAGCGCCACUCGCUCUCCGAGUUCCAAGCCGAAGGCUGGGUUCUCCUCCUGCUCUGUAUCGUCGUCGGCCUGCAUAUCUGGGGUUCCCGCCGCAACAAAGCGAUCGCAGCCGGCUUCCUCGCCUCCAUCGCGCCCGUCCUCACCAAAGAAUUCGCUCAAGUAGGCUUCACGAAGCCCGCGUCGGACCUGCAAGAGUUUGCCGUCGAAGACGCGGUCAAGGAUGUCUCGCACCAGGAAUUCGUCUCGUACGCUACCGGGCGUAACAACAUCGCGUUCAUGCACACGGCCAUCAAGCUGCAGCGCCGGAACAAUCCCAUCUCGUGGUUGAUCGAGCUCAUCGUCUCGUUUUUUUUCGAUCAGGUGCCCAUGCCGAAAGAUACCAUCACCAUGAUCAUCCAGCCGUUCGACGGCGCUGAGCCCACCAAGAUCCAGGGAAACUCCAAGUAUGAUAACUUUGUCUGGGCUCUCGUCAAUAAGCGCCAGAUGAGGCGCUGGCGCGAGGAGCGCUACGAUCUCUCCCUCACCCGCACGAGUGACUGGGAGGGUCUGCCCGAGUGGUUGGCCGUCAUGGGCGAGAGCAAGGAGAUUGGUGAUAUGUGUCUGUACAAGGAACUCAAGGAGGUCGUUAAGGAGUGCCAGAGCUUCUUGGAGCUGUUGCUCGUUACCGACUUGCCCAAGGAGAAGCCCACCACGCUGUCGGAAUUGACCGCGCGCAAGCGCAUCACGCUUGAGAUCACCCUGCCUUCGUCCUCCACCGACCCCGAGCUGCUCCAGCGUCUAGUCAGCGCGUUCAUCCGUCUCACCGACCACCUCGCAGCGAACGCCCACUUCCGUCCCGAGGUGCUGCGCAAAGUCAAGGCCACCCGCGAAGACGAGACCCGCAAGCUCAAGCGCGCGAUCGAGGAAGACACCAAGGAAGAGCGCGAGUUCAAGCUUGCCGAGAAGAAGAAGGCAGACCGCGACGCCAAGCUGCGCAACAUGAGUGCGGCCGAGCAGAAGAAGUUCCUCGAGAAGGAGCGCCAGAAGGAGAACAAGGACGCCAUGAAGAAGCAGAGUCGUAAGGCAUAG
Molecule: messenger RNA, 1293 nt
Organism: Tricharina praecox
Lineage: Eukaryota; Fungi; Ascomycota; Pezizomycetes; Pezizales; Pyronemataceae
Exons: 3
Coding region: 1-1293 (430 amino acids)
Biological process (GO): endoplasmic reticulum calcium ion homeostasis
Cellular component (GO): endoplasmic reticulum
Molecular function (GO): calcium ion binding
Source: RefSeq, a predicted model, not a curated record